Molecule: messenger RNA, 1173 nt
Organism: Echinops telfairi (small Madagascar hedgehog)
Lineage: Eukaryota; Metazoa; Chordata; Mammalia; Afrosoricida; Tenrecidae
Gene: GPR171
Product: G protein-coupled receptor 171
Exons: 2
Coding region: 98-1054 (318 amino acids)
Biological process (GO): G protein-coupled receptor signaling pathway
Cellular component (GO): membrane
Molecular function (GO): G protein-coupled purinergic nucleotide receptor activity
Source: RefSeq, a predicted model, not a curated record
CAGAUGUCAAGUGCUCACUGAGCUGAAUUACUUCACUGGAGAGAGCCACACAACACGAGAAUUUUUAAAAGGUCCUCUGGCUCUCUUUUCCUUUGGGAUGACGAACAGCUCCUUCUCCUGCACGGUCUACAGCAGGCUGGAACCCUUCACGUAUUUCUACUAUUUGGUCUUCCUGGUUGGAAUUAUGGGGAGUUGUUUUGCAGCCUGGGUGUUCAAACAGAAGAAUACCAACCACCAAUGUAGAAGCAUAUACCUAACCAAUCUACUGACGGCCGAUUUCCUGCUCACUCUGGCGCUGCCAGUGAAAAUCGUGGUUGACUUGGGCGUGGCACCAUGGAAGGUGAGGAUAUUCCACUGCCAGGUAACGGCCUGCCUCAUCUAUAUUAAUAUGUACCUAUCAAUCAUCUUCUUAGCUUUCGUCAGCAUUGACCGCUACCUUCAACUGAUCCACAGCUGCAGGAUUUACCGAAUACAAGAGCCCGGAUUUGCUAAGAUGAUAUCCACUGUGGUGUGGCUAAUGGUGCUUCUUAUCAUGGUGCCAAACAUGAUGAUUCCCAUCCGGGUCACCGAUGAAAAGCUGAAUGUGGGCUGCAUGGACUUCAAGACAGAGUUCGGGAAAAACUGGCAUGUGCUGACAAACUUCCUCUGCAUUGCAAUCUUUUUAAAUUUCUCAGCCAUCAUUUUAAUAUCCAACUGCCUGGUCAUCCGCCAACUCCACCGAAACAAAGAUAAUGCCAAUUACCCAAACGUGAAGAGCGCGCUCCUCAACAUACUCUUAGUGACGGUGGGCUACCUCGUAUGUUUCCUUCCUUACCACCUGGUCCGAAUCCCAUACACCCUCAGCCAGACCCAAGUCAUAGCUGACUGCUGGACCAAGAACUCCCUCUUCAAAGCCAAGGAAGCCACCCUGCUCUUGGCGGUGUCAAACCUGUGUUUCGAUCCCAUCCUGUACUACCACCUCUCAAAGGCAUUCCGCUUAAAGGUCACUGAGACAUUUGCCUCGAAUAAGACCAGGGCGCAGCAAGAGAUGCCACGGUGCGAAGGCGAUGCCUAGGAUGUGCACUGCUGCCUGUUAUCAUGCUGGGCAACAGGUUUGAAACGAAGAACAGAGAAGCAGUGAGGUGUUGAGAAAUCUCAGGAAGUAAAAACACAGACGUGCUAGUGAACACGACG